Agelaius phoeniceus (red-winged blackbird) is the source of this 795-nucleotide messenger RNA. It is a transcript of the gene C2H13orf42, whose product is annotated as chromosome 2 C13orf42 homolog. NCBI's taxonomy places the organism in Eukaryota, Metazoa, Chordata, Aves, Passeriformes, Icteridae. The record is from RefSeq and is a predicted model, not a curated record.
AUGUUCAAAAAGAUCCAUUCUAUAUUUCACCCCAACUCCCAGCGAAGAAACGUGACAGAUGACAUUCCUUACAGUGAUGGAGCUGGUUCUGCAGUGAGACUGAUCCGCAGCACUUCCAUGUAUGUCCUUGGAGGUGAGCAGGAAAAAGUUAGUGAACCGCUAAAAAAAUGCAGAAGUACAACCAGCAUCGACUCUUGCUUUCAGCCAAAAGAUGAAGACAGAGACUGGAUGUACUCUAAGACUCAGGACUGCCUGAAGUACCUCCAGGAUCUGCUAGCCUUGAGGAAAAAAUAUCUUGAAAACAUCAAUAACUUGAAAUCCAUGCAUAUGGCUGCAGAUUCUCCAGCAUCCACAAGAUCAUCCAAAACUGGAAAAAAGUUAUUUCUUCCACUUCCUUCCAAAGAGACUUCUAAGGCAUCCAUGGAAAGAAAAGGCCCACAGUCCAGUUCAGAUGUAAGAGAAGCAAUAGCCUUCUUUGACUCAGUGAUUGCAGACCUGGACUCAGAGAGAUGGCGGAGAGUUCCCGACGUGGAUCUGCCAAAUGUGGAUGUUGAUUUUGAUGUUGCUACCAGUACGAGUGAACACAGUUUGCAUUCAAACUGGAUCCUUCGUGCUCCCCGGAGAUACUCACAAGACACUGCCCAAGCAGCUAAGCAAUCCCAAAGAAACAGUCAGAGGAGAACCACUGGCUCUAGGAAAAGGCUGGAAAGGCAUCCCAUGUACCUGCCCAAAGCUGUGGAAGGGGCAUACAGCACUUUAAAAUUUAAGCCUAAAACACACAAGAAAGAAUGUUGA